CUUUCUAACAUCGAGAUGCAAGUUGUGCUGUUGCCUCUUCUCCUUCUGAUGGCGAUGGUGAUGAUGAUGUGGCCACUGCUGGUUAGAGCUACAGCUGAAGAGAGGGAGGAGGUGGGUGUGGAGUUACGACGCAAUCCCCGCGUGGUGGGUGGACACAAGAGUGAUGUGAGGAAUCAACCGCAUAUGGUCAACAUACGACGGCGUGGAAACUUUGAGUGCGGCGGCUCCCUGGUCAGUCCAUACUGCGUCCUGACCGCCGCCCACUGCCUCAACGAUGGCCAGGCCUCGGAUUUUGUGGUUCGCGGUGGAGUCACCUUCUUGAGCGAUAUGCGCAACGCCAGGUAUGUCCGGAAGAUACUCCUCCCAUCCGCCUACAGUCGCAGCACCUUGGACUACGAUGUGGCCAUCCUGCAACUCCAACAGCCGCUCCUCCCAGCCAUCGCCACUCCGAUAUCCUUGGCCGUGCGUGCUCCUCGUCCGGGUUCCUUUGUCCGAGUCUCCGGCUGGGGUUUAACGGACAACAGCUACACGUCUGUGCCCAAUCAGCUGCACAGUGUCCAUGUGCGCGUCAUGUCCCAGCGGGAGUGUCAGGAUCUGUACCGCGGCUACCGGAAUAUAACGGCCAGGAUGUUUUGUGCUUCGGUGCCGGGCUUCAAGGACGCCUGCACCGCUGAUUCCGGUGGUCCAGUGGUGAACUCUCAUGGUUUCCUGGUGGGUGUGGUUUCCUGGGGCCGGGCUCACCGCUGCGCCGCGGAGGACAGCCCCGGUGUGUACUCCGACGUUAGCCAGCUGUCCGACUGGAUAGCGGAGAACAUGCAACGGUAUUGCUAGCUC
Drosophila bipectinata is the source of this 834-nucleotide messenger RNA. RefSeq names its product trypsin beta. Gene Ontology annotation, biological process: proteolysis. Lineage: Eukaryota; Metazoa; Arthropoda; Insecta; Diptera; Drosophilidae. Gene Ontology annotation, molecular function: serine-type endopeptidase activity. The record is from RefSeq and is a predicted model, not a curated record.